Molecule: messenger RNA, 2136 nt
Organism: Meriones unguiculatus (Mongolian gerbil)
Lineage: Eukaryota; Metazoa; Chordata; Mammalia; Rodentia; Muridae
Gene: Ca10
Product: carbonic anhydrase 10
Exons: 9
Coding region: 578-1564 (328 amino acids)
Molecular function (GO): zinc ion binding; carbonate dehydratase activity
Source: RefSeq, a predicted model, not a curated record
GGCUGGAUCGGAGCCAGCAGCCGCCCCUCUGACCAUGCCCCGGUAAAGGGGGGGGGCGGACUUCGAGGCCAACUUGUCGCGGACUACCCGGGCUCGCCUAACGCACGGGAAGAGGCCGAGAGCCCGGAACUGCCCCGCUCGGCCCGGCAGGGGGCUGUUGUCUAUGUCUUCUCGUGGCGCCCGGCGGAUCGGGGUCUUGGUUUUGCAGGCAGAGCCCAGCACUGGUGGCUUCAGGUGGCUGUCACCGCCUCCGCCGCGGUCACCGCGAGUGCUGUUUCCACCGCUGGUGAGGGGAGCCGAGGCACGAGAGCGGGGAGACCUCCGAGGCGACCAGGCAUUGGACAUGUGUCAGCACAUCUGGGGAGCGCAUCCGAAGAGCCCGAGGGGAGAUUUGCCGAAACCUUUCAAACUGCGCUAUUGAUCUUGGGGGUGACUGCCCCUGGCCGGCUGUCGGGUGGGAGCGCGAGUGUGCGCUCUCUGGAGAGUGUGUGCGUGUGUGUAUGUGUGUGCCGUGUCGGGCUCCCCCUUUCCCCCCUGUUUUCCCGUCGAGUGAUGCACCUGGAAUGAGAAUCGGAGGAUGGAAAUAGUCUGGGAGGUGCUUUUUCUUCUUCAAGCCAAUUUCAUCGUCUGCAUAUCAGCUCAACAGAAUUCACCAAAAAUCCAUGAAGGCUGGUGGGCAUACAAGGAGGUGGUCCAGGGAAGCUUUGUUCCAGUUCCUUCUUUCUGGGGAUUGGUGAACUCAGCUUGGAAUCUUUGCUCUGUGGGGAAGCGGCAGUCACCAGUCAACAUAGAGACCAGUCACAUGAUCUUCGACCCCUUUCUGACACCUCUGCGAAUCAACACUGGGGGCAGAAAGGUCAGUGGGACUAUGUACAACACUGGAAGGCAUGUGUCCCUCCGCCUGGACAAGGAGCACUUGGUCAACAUUUCAGGAGGGCCCAUGACAUACAGCCACCGCCUGGAGGAGAUCCGGCUCCACUUUGGGAGUGAGGACAGCCAAGGGUCUGAGCACCUCCUCAAUGGACAAGCCUUCUCUGGGGAGGUACAACUCAUCCAUUAUAACCACGAGCUAUACACAAAUGUCACAGAAGCUGCAAAGAGCCCGAACGGAUUGGUGGUAGUUUCUAUAUUUAUAAAAGUUUCUGAUUCAUCAAACCCAUUUCUUAACCGAAUGCUCAAUAGAGAUACUAUCACAAGAAUAACAUAUAAAAACGAUGCAUAUUUACUCCAGGGACUCAAUAUAGAGGAACUGUAUCCAGAGACCUCUAGCUUCAUCACUUACGAUGGGUCGAUGACUAUCCCGCCCUGCUAUGAGACAGCAAGUUGGAUAAUAAUGAAUAAGCCUGUGUACAUAACGAGGAUGCAGAUGCAUUCCCUACGCCUCCUCAGCCAGAAUCAGCCAUCGCAGAUCUUUCUGAGCAUGAGUGACAACUUCAGGCCUGUACAGCCACUCAACAACCGCUGUAUCCGCACCAACAUCAACUUCAGUUUACAGGGGAAGGACUGUCCUAACAACAGGGCCCAAAAGCUACAGUACAGAGUAAACGAAUGGCUCCUCAAGUAGGGAACUAAGCCAAGAAGAAGCCCACCUCAGUGAAAUUCUACAACUGUGAAUCGACGUAACCCAGAAUGCCCCUGCCCCUUUCUUCCCUCUUCUUCCUCCCCUAAGCCUUUUACUCUUUGGAUUGGCCCCUUCUUCAUGAAAAUUGUUUGCAAAAAUGUUUCAGAGGAGUGCAUCUCUAUACACACACACACACACACACACACACACACACACACACACACACCUCCAUGAUGGGAAGUCAAGUUUCAGAAACAAAGGUUCAUUCAUCAAAGGUCUUAGAAGAAAACAACCAGUUAACCUGAUUACAAUUUUGAUACUGUUUUCCUGGACUAAUAACUCUACCCAAUGAGACUUCUCAGCCUUUGUACAUACAAAAUUCUUCCAAAAGAGAGAGGGGAGAAAAACACCACUCCAAAAGCAUCAAGUGAACUCAGCAUCUCAUCAACCCCUGGCAGUGCCCCAGGAUACUGACAGGCGAACCAGGACAAAGCUGACCAAGGACACUUAUUUCUAGAUUACGGUUCUUCUGUUUACUCAAUGAUUAAAAAAAAAAACCUUCAAAAAAAAAAAAA